This is a messenger RNA of Onychomys torridus (southern grasshopper mouse), 930 nucleotides long. RefSeq names its product olfactory receptor 5AC1-like. Gene Ontology annotation, biological process: sensory perception of smell; G protein-coupled receptor signaling pathway. Gene Ontology annotation, cellular component: membrane. Gene Ontology annotation, molecular function: odorant binding; G protein-coupled receptor activity; olfactory receptor activity. The transcript has a single exon. NCBI's taxonomy places the organism in Eukaryota, Metazoa, Chordata, Mammalia, Rodentia, Cricetidae. The record is from RefSeq and is a predicted model, not a curated record. Bases 1 to 930 code for a protein of 309 amino acids.
AUGACAGUAGGAAACCAGACACUGGUGACUGAGUUUGUCCUCGCAGGACUCACAGAUCAUCCCAGGAUGCAAGUUCCGCUCUUCCUGGUGUUCCUCAUCAUCUACUUUGUCACCAUGGUGGGCAACCUUGGACUGAUUGCUCUCAUCUGGAAGGACACUCAUCUUCAUACUCCCAUGUACUUAUUCCUGGGAAGUUUAGCUUUUGCUGAUGCCUGUGCAUCAUCCUCUGUGACCCCCAAGAUGCUUGUCAAUUUUUUAUCUAAGGAUCAUAAAACACUCUUGGCUGAGUGCUUCACCCAGUUUUAUGUCUUUGGCUCCAGCGCAACCACAGAAUGUUUCCUUCUGUCGGUGAUGGCCUAUGACCGCUAUGUGGCCAUAUGCAACCCUUUGCUUUAUCCAGUGGUGAUGUCCAAUGGCCUCUGUAUGCAGUUUAUCUAUGUUUCCUAUAUUGUUGGUUUUCUGCAUUCAGCAAUUCAUGUGGGUUUGUUAGUGAGACUGAAUUUCUGCAAAUCCAACAUCAUACAUUAUUUCUACUGUGAAAUUUUGCAGUUAUUCAAAAUUUCCUGCACUGAUCCUACAGUGAAUCUUCUCCUGGUUUUAAUAUUUUCAGCUUUUAUACAAGGUUUUACUUUUAUGACUAUUAUCAUCUCAUACUUCUAUGUCCUUUUCGCCAUCUUGAAAACGAAGACGGAGAAAGGCAGAAGCAAAGCCUUCUCCACCUGCAGUGCCCACCUGCUCUCUGUGUCUUUGUUCUAUGGCACCCUCUUCCUCAUGUAUGUGCGCCCUGGGUCAGGGUCAGGGUCAGGUGAAAAUAAUGACAAAAUGUAUUCUUUAUUUUACACAAUAAUAAUCCCCUUUCUAAAUCCCUUUAUAUACAGUCUGAGGAACAAGGAAGUAAUAGCUGCCUUGAGAAGAAAAAUGAAGAAAUAA